ACAAAGUCCGCAGAAUGUGUAGCCGAGUGAGGCCAGCCUGCACCGUCUGAUCGGUUUCCAAAAUGAACCACUGACGCGCUGUAAAAGAAAUCCAUGUGUGGGAAUCAUACGUCCUAUGAAAAGAGGAACAAAGUUUCGAGGCUGGAUGUAAACACGUUCCUCUAUCAGAAGUUUUUGAAGGCUGUUUCUGUUUUCAAGAAACUGUUGCCAUGGCUCUAUCUGAGCUAUACACCAAGUACAACAGAGUGUGGAUACCGGAUACAGAGGAAGUAUGGAAGUCGGCAGAAAUCUUGAAAGACUACAGAUCUGGGGAUAGUGUACUCGAACUGCAACUUGAAGACGGUACUGAGUUGAAAUACCCACUAGACUCAGGUGUCACACAACUACCUCACCUGCGGAACCCCGACAUCCUGGUGGGAGAGAACGACCUCACAGCCCUCAGUUACCUCCACGAACCGGCCGUCCUGCACAACCUCAAAGUCCGCUUUGUGGAAUCAAAAAUCAUCUACACCUACUGUGGUAUUAUUCUUGUUGCUGUUAAUCCAUACAAGCAGCUGCCCGUUUACGGAGAUGCUGUUAUCCAUGCAUACUCCGGGCGGAACAUGGGAGAUAUGGACCCCCAUAUAUUCGCUGUGGCCGAGGAGGCAUACAAACAGAUGGCCAGGAACAACAAAAACCAGUCCAUUAUUGUUAGUGGAGAGUCUGGAGCAGGGAAGACUGUUUCCGCAAGAUACACCAUGAGAUAUUUUGCUGUGGUCAGCAAGUCUGGCAGCAAUACACGCGUGGAGGACAAGGUUCUUGCAUCUAACCCAGUAACAGAGGCAUUCGGUAAUGCAAAGACGACCAGAAACGAUAACAGCAGUCGUUUUGGGAAGUACACAGAGAUCAGCUUUGAUAGGAGACAUCAGAUCAUUGGAGCAAACAUGAGGACCUACCUUCUGGAGAAAUCUAGAGUCAUUUUUCAGUCAGAGAACGAAAGGAAUUAUCACAUAUUCUACCAGAUGUGUGCCUCUGCGGACCAGCCCGAGUUCAAGCACCUGCGGCUGUUGAGCGCGGACGAGUUCAGCUACACCUGCAUGGGCGGCCGGACGGACAUCGACGGUGUGGACGACAGGGCGGACAUGGCAGAAACAUGCCGGACCUUCUCUCUGUUGGGGUUAAAGGAGGGCCUUCAGAUGGAUGUCUUCAAGGUUUUGGCUGCGAUUCUGCACUUGGGCAAUGUGGAAAUCAGAGCUGUCGGGAGUGACAACUCGUCAGUCAGUUCUGAUGACCCACACCUGGCGGCGGUCAGCCAUCUGCUGGAGGUGGACGCCGAGGCCUUGUGUCGCUGGCUCUGCCAUCGGAGGAUCGUUCUGAGGGCCGAGACGGUGGUCAAACCGGUGACCAAGGAGCACGCCAUCAACGCCCGAGACGCCCUGGCCAAGCAGAUCUACUCCCACGUGUUCGACGGAGUCAUCCACAGCAUCAACUCGGCACUGAAGGUCCCCGGCAAGCCACACACCUUCAUCGGGGUGCUGGACAUAUACGGCUUUGAAACGUUUGAAAUCAACAGCUUUGAGCAGUUUUGCAUCAACUACGCAAACGAGAAACUGCAGCAGCAGUUUAACCUGCACGUGUUCAAACUGGAACAAGAAGAGUACAUGAAAGAGGACAUCCCUUGGACGUUGAUCGAUUUCUAUGACAACCAGCCUGUCAUAGACUUGAUUGAAUCCAAGAUGGGUAUACUGGACCUGCUGGAUGAGGAAUGCUUGUUUCCACAGGGCACUGAUCAAAACUGGCUUCAGAAACUGUACAACAACUAUCUGGAUAAGAACACCUUGUUUGAAAAGCCCAGAAUGUCAAACGAAGCUUUUGUAAUUCAACACUUUGCUGAUAAGGUGGAAUAUCAGUGUAGAGGCUUUCUGGAAAAGAACAGAGACACAAUGUAUGAAGAGCUGGUCGACAUUAUGAAGGACAGUAAGCUUUCACUGCUGGCAAGCUUUUUCCAAGAGGAAGAGCUCACGACUGCCUUCAGCAGGGGCAUCAAAGUUCGGCCUGCCAGACCGGGCCCUAAGCCUGCCAACAAGCAGCUGAAAACCACUGUGGGCAACAAGUUUCGCAGCUCUCUGUAUUUGCUGAUGGAGACUCUAAAUGCCACGACUCCCCAUUAUGUGCGCUGCAUUAAGCCUAACGAAGAGAAACUGCCAUUCGAGUAUGACUCAAAGAGAGUGGUGCAGCAGCUGAGAGCCUGUGGUGUCCUGGAGACCAUUCAUAUCAGUGCCCAGAGCUACCCCUCAAGGUGGACCUACAUUGAGUUCUACAGCCGGUACAGCAUUCUGAUGACACAGCCGGAGCUGGUGGUAAAUGAUAAGAGACAGACGUGUAGGACAGUGCUGCAGAGGCUAAUUCAAGACUGUAACCAGUACAAGUUUGGGAGGACCAAGAUCUUCUUCCGUGCGGGCCAGGUGGCCUACCUCGAGAAGCUGCGGUCAGACCGACUCAGAGGGGCCUGCAUCACCAUCCAGAAGCACGUCCGCGGCUGGAGGCAACGCAGGAAGUACCUGCGAAUGCGCCAGGCGGCCAUCAUUAUCCAGCAGUAUGUGCGCGGGAGGAAGCAGAUCCGGAAAGCUAUCACGGCGGCCGCGCUGAAGCAGGCCUGGGCGGCCAUAGUGAUCCAGAGGCACUCCCGCGGCUUCCUGGUGCGCCGCGUCUUCCAGCUGCUGCAGGUCGCCACGGUGACCAUCCAGGCCUUCACAAGGGGAUGGUUAGCUCGUAGAGACUAUAGACAGAUGGUGGCUGAGCAGAAGGCUGUGGUCCUGCAGAAGUAUGCCCGGGCCUGGUUGGCCAGGCGUCGCUUCCAGACGAUGCGCCGGCUGAUUCUGAACGUUCAGCUGUCCUACAGGGUCCAGCAGCUGAGGAAGAAGCUGGAGCACCAGGGUAAGGAGAAUAGUUGCCUCCUGGAGAGACUGACAAGCUUGGCCACUACCCAUGCUCAUGACAUGGACAAGCUUCAGAGACUGGAGGUGGAGCUUAGCAGGUCAGCCAAUGAGAAGACAUCCCUGGAGGAAAGGGAGAAGAGGUCCAAGGAAGAUGCUAACCAGGCAAUCAUUAAGCUUCAAGCUCAAAAUCACAACCUCCAACAAGAAAAAGAAGACCUGGAGAAGAAACUCUCUGAUUCAGCUAGGGAAAUGAAAGACAACUUUGAUGAUUUAAAGAAAAAACUCCAAGAUGAUCUAGUAAAAGAAGAAAGACAAAGAAAGAUUGCGGAGAAUAACUUUGAAAUCCAAAAAGAGGACUAUGAUGGACAGAUACAGGCUCUGAAGGAGGAGAACAGACGACUGAGGGAGGAGAAGAUCACCCUCCAGCAGCAGAUUGAAGAAGCGGGUCAGGUCAAUGAUGACAUAGAGGCACAGAUGAUGCAGCUCACCAAGCAUGUCAAGGUUAUACCAGAGCUGCGGAAAGAGAUCCACUCUCUGCAGCUCCAGAGAGCUGACCUGGACAGAAAAAUGAGGGAACAAACACAGGGAGUCAAAGAGAAAAUGACGGAGGUUACAAGUCAGCUUCUAGGUGGUGUACAGGAAGAGAUGCACAUUUCCAGUCUUGAGAAGAUUGAUGAAGAUGAGACACUGUUCUCUGCUUUUGCGGACCUGGGAAAAGCUGCAAGGACGGUUGAGAGCCACUCUCAGGCAGAGAGAGAGCGCUACCUAAGCGAGAUGGAGAGCCUGAAGUUCAAGGCAGAGCGUCUGGAGAGUGAGAAGAGCCAGCUGCAGAAGCUCUUCCAGGAGGAAAAUGGCAUCAAAGACACAAUCCACAUGGAGGUCUUGCGGCUGACUUCUGAGACCUUGGUGAUCCCCCAGCUGACGCAGAAGGUUUCAGAGCUGCAGAUGCAGAAGGAGGAGCUGGAGACCCGGCUGAAUGCACAGGGCACAGAGAUGAAAGAAAAAAUGGAUGAAAUUUCAACUGAACUCAACAGUACUCUGAAUGAUGAAGUGGACAAGCGUAGGUUGUUGGAGCUGCAAAAGGCAGAUUGUGCGAGGGAGAAAGAGGAGCUGGAGAGGAGGAUAGAGGACGUGGAAGAGGAAAAUGAGCAACUGAAGAAGCAACACCAGACUGAGAUCGAGGCCAAGAACCGGAUGAGGCAGGAGGCAUCACGACUCAUCGCAGAGAACAUGGACUUUGAAGAACAACUUGACUUGAAGGACCGAAUGAUAAGGAAACUACAAAAACAGAUCAAAGCCCUAAGGGCAUCAGAGAUUGCCAAUCAGAUCCCAGCACCUGCUGUCCCGAAAGAGUACCUCGGAAUGUUGGAAUACAAGAGAAAUGAUGAAUCCAAGCUGAUUCAAAACAUUAUUCUCGACCUAAAGCCACGGGGGGUGGUGGUCAACAUGAUUCCUGGCCUGGUUGCCCAUAUUCUGUUCAUGUGUGUCCGUCAUGCCGACUACCUCAAUGACGAUGGGAAGCUCAAGUCGCUCAUGAAUUCUAUAGUUGGUGGUAUAAAACAGAUUGUUAUGGGCCACCAGGAAGACUUUGAGAUGCUGUCCUUCUGGCUGGCCAACACAUACUACCUGAUCAACUGUCUGAAGCAGUACAGUGGGGAGGAGGAGUUCACGAAGCACAACACCCCCCGCCAAAACAGAAACUGCCUGCAGAAUUUUGACCUCUCUGAACACAGACAGGUCUUCAGCGACCUCGCCAUCCGCAUCUACCACCAGUUUAUGACUGUCAUUGAGAAGAACCUCACUCCUAUGAUAGUGCCUGGCAUGCUGGAGCAUGAGAGCCUGCAGGGCAUCUCCAGCAUGAAGCCCACAGGCUUCCGCAAGCGCUCGGCCAGCAUCUACGAGGAUGCCGAGGCCUACACCGUCUCCUCCAUCUUACAGCAGCUCAGCCACUUCCACUCCACCAUGAGCCAGCACGGCACCGACCCUGAGCUCAUCAAGCAGGUGGUCCGGCAGCAGCUCUUUCUGGUGGGCGCGACCACCCUCAACAACAUCCUGCUGCGCAAGGACAUGUGCUCCUGCAGGAAGGGCAUGCAGAUCAGGUGCAACAUUAGUUAUCUGGAGGAGUGGCUAAAGGAGAAAGAUCUGCAGCACUCCAAUGCCAUGGAUACCAUGGAGCCAUUGUCCCAGAUUGCCUGGCUUCUCCAGGUCAAUAAGUCCACUGAUGAGGACGCCAAGGAGAUAUCCAAGAGGUGCACCGAGCUCAACGCUGUGCAGAUUGUCAAGAUUCUGAACUCAUACACACCCAUAGAUGAUUUUGAGAAAAGAGUGGCACCGUCUUUCGUUCGGAAGGUUCAGUCAUUAUUACAGGGUCAUGGAGGAUCUACACAGCUGAUGCUGGACGCUCAGUAUCGCUUCCAGGUCACAUUCCCAUUUAACCCCUCCUCUCACGCCCUGGAAGUGAUCCAGGUCCCCAGCAGCCUGAAACUGAGCUUCCUCACCAGGAUCUGAAAACCACCCCAAUGAUCAAUCAAUCCUGGACUCAUUUUAAAUCUACAUGUACACUCCUAGAUCAUGGAUUAGCAAUACACAUUUCAGUACACAGUGACCAGAUAUAUGUUAGAUGUCUUCAUAAAAAUUUAAAUCUAAUGUAGAAUGUUUUGCAAAAAUACAUUGAGAUGUUCUUGCUGCACUGCCCUUAAGUGCCGGUCAGUCAGUGUUAAUUUCACUUGAUUGUUUUUACUUGAGUAAAAAUAAGUAAUUGUGUAAAUAGGAAUUAUAAUGAUGUACUCUGAGAUUGAAAUGGAGGGAUCAUGGAUCGUGAUCAUUGCUUUGUUAGAAUUGUAAACAACUAGUUUUCCAGGAUUAUGGAUUUGGAAGUUCUGGAUACCAAAUACAUUAGCCUCACCUGUGUGUCAGAAUUUUUAUGGUCACAGGCUUGCACAAGUGAACAUUCAAAUGUAGUAUUCACAACUACAAGGGCAACACUCUUCUUGGGUUGCUAGUCAUGACAUUUUCGUUUUCUUUUAACAUUUAACAAUAGUGUGACCAUGACUCAAGAUAUAGCUGAAAACCCAGCUGACACACUGUAAGUAUUCUAAUGUACAGCAUUGUAAAGUGAAAACAAAAUAGAUGUAAAUAUUAGAUGUACUGUAUAGAAUUUUCAUUGAGAAUAUCCAAAUUUCAAUAAUCUUUAGUUGUUUCUUCUUCUGUUACUCUGUAAUUCAAAUAAAAUAUUUAAUCCCAAAGCAAUUAUUUACCUUUUAAAUAUCUUAAGUAGUUUGUUUCAAUUCUGUGAAGUCGUGUAAUGUUCUGUCAUCUAUCAACUAAUCAAAUAAAUGUUCCAAUUCAUA
Molecule: messenger RNA, 6268 nt
Organism: Conger conger (European conger)
Lineage: Eukaryota; Metazoa; Chordata; Actinopteri; Anguilliformes; Congridae
Gene: myo5c
Product: myosin VC
Exons: 41
Coding region: 210-5426 (1738 amino acids)
Biological process (GO): actin filament organization; vesicle transport along actin filament
Cellular component (GO): vesicle; myosin complex; actin cytoskeleton
Molecular function (GO): actin filament binding; ATP binding; microfilament motor activity
Source: RefSeq, a predicted model, not a curated record